GACGCCAUGUUGGUGAAUGAAAUUAGCUUCAAAACAUUGAAAAACAGCUAGCAAUAUUAGUUGUUUAUAAUUCGUGGAGUAAUGCAUGUUAAAGCUUGUGGCCUCUUGUAGAUAUGACUUAGAAUUCAGUACACCUAUACAGAAGUCUCGUGUCUUAUUGUUCUGCUUAGGCAUAGUAAUAGUGUCACGCAAUGCACCAUGGAAGUGGUUCGCAGAGUAUGCAACGUCAGCUUCAAAAAUCCAAGUCUGUCAAUGGGUCAGAAGCAGAGGAGCAGCAACAGCUGGUCAUGGCAGCUACACAGCAGCAAGCAACAAUUAACCACCCUCAAUCUCCUGUGACCACUUUUUCUUCUGCCAGCCCUUCAGCCCCUCAGUCCCCCAAUUAUCAGAUAAUCAUGACGAGUCGAAGCCCAGCCAAUAGCCAGAAUGUGAACAUCACUUUACAAAAUGUGGUUGCUGCUAAUCAGCAGAUCACUCUGACCCCACUCCCCAUUCAGAACCCAGUAUCCCCUGGCUUCCAGCACACUACUUCUCAGUGGCGGUUGGAGCAUACCCCAUCCUCCUACAUUCAGGUCACCUCCCCUAUGCCCCAAACUAUUCAACCCCAAAGUCCCACCCAGCACAACCCAGUCUCUCUACAAGGUGUAACAAGGGCAGGGGCACCUCCAACAGCAUUGGGAGUGUGUGCACAGAGCCCAACACGAUUUGUUGAAGCUGGCAUGUUAGUUCGACAAAUCAGUUUAGGUAACCAAUCGGGAGGAGGGCACUUUGUUUACCAGGAGGGGACAGGACUGGCCCAGAUUGCACCAGCAGCUUCUGGCCAGGUACAAAUAUCGUCUGCAGGAACACCAGGCUCCGUGAGAGAACGACGGCUUUCUCAGCCUCACUCUCAAACUGGAGGUACAAUUCAUCACCUUGGACCACAAAGCCCUGUUGCCACUGGUACUAAUCUUCCUACACUGGGCAGCCCUGGUCACAUCACCACGUCCAACCUACCUCCACAAAUUAGCAGUAUCAUUAAAGGUCAGCUCGCACGCCCUAUGAUAUUUGAAAAGACUGCACAAGGUGUGGUUCCAGGAGUGGGAACCACAGCAACAUUCAGCAUACCCUCCUCCAUUCCACCCUCAAGCCCAUCUCUUACUAGUCCACCCCAAGGCAUCCCCAACAAUCCCCUUACACCAACCAGCAUGACUUCAGGAAGUAUGAAGAAGCAAACUGCUAAGAAGUUAGAGGAAAUUGCUCCUUCUACUCCAGAAAUUGCCCAGCUUAGAAAACAGUGUUUGGAGCAUCACACCAAGAAGAUGGAGAGCUUGAAAGAAGUGUUCAAGGAAUACCUGGUCGAACUUUUCUUUCUGCGACACCUUCAAGGGAACAUGAUGGACUAUCUAGCAUUUAAAAAGAAGCCAUGUGUUCCCUUGUAUACUUACUUGAGACAAAAUGACUUGGAUCUUGAAGAUGAUGAUGAAGAAGAAGAACAGUCGGAAGUCAUUAAUGACGAGGUAAAAGUUGUUACUGGAAAAGAUGGCCAAGCAGUGACGCCAGUUGCCAUAGCAACACAGCUUCCUCCUAAUGUUUCUGCAGCUUUCUCUACUCAGCAGCAGUUUCAGGGACACCAAGGGGUUGGUUCAGGCACUAUUGCAAACCCUGGAGACUUGGAUGCUUUUAAGAGGCAGCAGGCUAUGGGUCAAACAGGUGGUAUGCCACCUACUCCUCAAGCCGUCCAGAUUGCAGGACAGAAGCAGAGCCAGCAACAGUACGACCCAUCUAAAGGACCACCUGUGCAGAAUGCUGCCAGUCUGCACACACCCCCACCCCAGCUACCCAGCAGGUUGCCUCAAGGGACCCUCCCUAUGGCAGGCCUACCUAUGGCACUCUCUCAGCAGGUUCAGUUAGUGGAGAAUAUUUCGCAAUCUGGUGGGCAGCUCCAGGCACCAGUUCAAGUCCAGGCAGGUGGGCCUGUCAUGGCUACUGUGAACCCCCACACACAGCUCCAGACCCAGCUACAGCAGCAGAUACAGCAAGGUGUUCAUAUUCAGUUGCAGUCCCAACAGCAACAAUCCCAAACCAUUCUACAGGCAGGACAAGCGACUGUGACACUUGCUCGCCCUGGUGCAGAUCUAAACCAACCGGUACAGAGGAUUAUGACCAACUCUGUACCAUUAACGUCUGUGUCGUCUGCUCCCCUGUCCACUUCAAACUCUAAUCCAUCUCCCCAACCAACAAGUUCUCUCCGUCCUCUUGGCUCUAACAUUAACCCAAGCACCCAGUCCAAACUAACUGGAACCAACGGGGUAUCUGCAGUCAAAACAGGUAGCUUUGGCCAAAAUACCACCAUGCAGUCCUCGCAAGAUGGCGCUCAAGAUAAACAAGUGGAGCAGGUUAAACUGGAAAGUCAGGUGCAUCAACGUAUUUCAGAGCUGAGGAAGGAGGGUCAGUGGUCAGCUAGCAGACUGCCCAGACUUGUAGAGGCUUCUCGUCCAAAGUCCCACUGGGACUACUUGCUGGAGGAGAUGCAGUGGAUGGCAGCAGACUUUGCUCAGGAGAGAAGAUGGAAGGAGGCUGCUGCUAAGAAGCUUGUUCGCACAUGUGCACGUUACCAUCAAGAGCAGACAAAAAGUGAGGACAGAUCACAGAAAGAAAGGGAAAUUCAUCUCCGUCACAUUGCCAGCACAAUUGCCCGAGAGGUGGAAUUUUUCUGGUCAAACAUUGAGCAAGUUGUGGAAAUCAAACUCCAGUUUGAAAUUUAUGAGAAGAGGCUCAAAGCACUUUGUUUACAAAAAGCUACAGUGUCUGGACAGACAGGAGAUAAAGUCAAUAAAGCGGAGGGAGUCACCUCUGCUAAAAAAAGAAAAUCAAGUUUGUUCUUGAUUGAUGAAGAUGUCUCAGAUGAAGAGAGCACCAUAGAGGAGCAGGAACUCAUGGAAGGUCGUAUAGACCACAAAGCAGAAUUGAAUGCCCUCGCCAAAGACGCUGAGAUGUCUCUGGAUGCUUUGAAGAAACAGUAUGCUGGAGCUUACGCUGAAAGUUUUGAGUGGCCUCAGCCAAGUCCUCAUAGUGACGAGGGUGACAUGGAGGAGACUGAAGGAAUGGAAUGUGCUUCAGGCAGUCCACCUCAAGCUGUUUUGAUUGACUCCCUGCUUAGUAUGGACCAGUAUCGUGGUGCAGAUAAAGCCACGUCUGACUCGAACAGGAAGCUGGGCAGAGACAUAGCUGAAGUGGCUGCUGCCACAGAACUACUCUUGCCUAAAGGCAGCCUCAGAACCACAUCAUCAACUCGCAGCCCAGCACCUUUUCUAUUGCAUGGAGUGCUGCGAGAAUAUCAGCAAAUUGGUGUGGAUUGGCUGAUAAACCUUCACAAGAAACAGCUCAAUGGCAUCUUAGCUGAUGAAACAGGGCUUGGCAAAACUGUACAGACAGUGGCUUAUAUGGCCCACUUAGCAGGUCAAGAGGGCAUCUGGGGUCCCCAUCUUAUUAUAGUAAGAACAUGUAAGCUGCUAAACUGGGAGCUGGAGUUCAAACGCUGGUGUCCUGGCCUUAAGCUUCUCCUGUACUUGGGCAAUAGAAAGGAACGCAGAUCUAAAAGACUGUUGUGGGAUGAAUCCAACAGCUUCCAUGUAUGUGUGACAUCAUACAAGCUUCUAAUGAAAGAUCAGAGCCAUUUUCUGAAGAGAAGAUGGAAGCAUCUGGUUCUGGACGAGGUCCAACUCAUCAAAAACGUUACGCAGAAACACUGGGAAACAAUCUUUGCUCUCAAAAGUGAGCAGAGGGUUCUCCUUAUCAACACUCCUCUACAAAAUACUCUCAAGGAGUUGUGGACCAUGAUCCACUUCCUGUUGCCAGGAAUCACCAGGCCCUUCUGUGACUUCCCUGUUAAGGCAGGCACAGACCAGAACCAGGACUACUGCCACAAGCUAGUCAUCCGCCUGCACAGGAUGAUCCAGCCAUUCAUCUUGCGGCGCUCCAAAAGAGACGUGGAGAAACAGCUUCCCAAGAAGUAUGAACACAUCCUGAAGUGUCGUCUGUCCAGCAGACAGAAAAGCCUUUAUGAAGACAUCCUUACUCAGCUGGGGACUCAGGAGGCUCUGAAGACGGGUCAUUUUGUCAGCGUGCUCCAGGUUUUGAUGCGGCUGCAGCGAGUGUGUAACCACCCUGAGCUGGUGGCUCCCCGAGAGACCAGCAGCUCUUACUUCUGUUCUUCUCUUCAGUACAACGUCCCAUCGUUGGUUCUGGAAACUGUCAGGAAUCAGUCAAGCAAGAUUGCAAACCUGUCCAUAUUUGAUUUGAUCAAUAAUGAGAACAGACUAACUCGGUAUCAGACUGAAGAGGCAGUACCCAAACUAAAGGUCACUCAGCAGCUCAUAGAGGAAAUCUACACGAGCCCAGACCAGCCACCAAGACCCAAACCGUGUCCCAUUAAACCCAUGAGAUUGUUCCAGCCAGUUCAGUAUGGCACAAAGCCAGAAGGCCGCUUGGCUGCUAUUGGAAAUGCAGCAGGCCAGCGCCCUCCCACUAGCUCCCCCCAAACCAGUACUUCAACCUCCCUCUCCAGCCAGUCAGGCCAAACCAGGGGCAAGUCUCCUGUCACGACUGGAACGACGACUCCCACUUCUCAAGGUGGAGAUGUGGUGAAGAUUGCCCAACUGGCCAACAUAGCAGGCGGUCAGACUCGUAUCUCACAGCCAGAGACUCCAGUCACGCUUCAGUUUCAGGGGAACAAGUUUACUUUGUCACCCAGUCAGCUCCGACAGCUCACCACCGGACAGCCCUUGCAGCUUCAAGGCAACAUCCUGCAUAUUGUGUCGGCUCCGGGGCAGCAGAUCAUACGGCCACAAGGAUCCAUGGUUUUGCAAACAAUGCCUCAAGCUGUUCCCGCUUCCAGCGCUUCAGUAACACCUGGCACACCGCUUCCUGCUCUUUCAACAGCUCAGCAAACUCUGGGUAUGACAACAAAUGCCACAUCUUCCCCCACUAAGCAUACUGCAGUACACAGUGGUUCUCAGGAGCCUUUAGAAGAAAAGACCCCCCUCCUAAAGGAACGUCUGAGCCGCUUGUUUGAAGCGAAUGAGCAGCGCUGCAGCCGCAGAGUGCUGUACGGGGCAGAUGUUCUGCAGGCAUGCACCCUGAGCCCAGGUCCUGGUCACUCUGCUGGAGGCUGGAGGUGGGUAGGCAGUGAGAACUGUGUCAGGGCUCAGAGAACAUGUGUAGGUUCAACUUCUACACUGCAGUCCACUCUGCUUACCACGGAGAACCGCCUGGAGGCUGCCCAAAGUCUGAUCAAGAGGCUGACAUGCGUGGUGUCUCCAGCUGUAGCUCCACCUCCUCACCUGUAUGCAGCCAAUCCACCUGUUUCCUACAGCCUUGAACACAAGUCCUUUCAGAAGAGGCUGCUGGAGGCCUCUGCACCCCACAGUGCAGACAUCCAUCACUUAGCAUCCAGAUGUCUCUUGAGUUAUACUGACUUACAGUUAAUGCAGAUGGAUUCAGGUAAACUGGAGGCUCUUGCAAUUCUACUGCAGAAGCUCAGAUCAGAGAGCAGGCGUGUCCUCAUCUUCACUCAGAUGUUGAAGAUGCUGGACAUCUUGGAGGCCUUCCUGGAUUACAGGCAGCUCACAUAUAUGCGCAUUGAUGAAAGCCUCACUUGUGAUGAAAGACAGGAAAACAUGAAGAAGUUUAACAGGAGCAGGCAGGUGUUCUGCAGCAUCCUGACCAACCGCUGCUGCUCUGCAGUUGGGACCAUGGUCGACGCGGACACCAUCAUCUUCUAUGACACAGACCUCAACCCAACUAUGGACGCCCGCACCCAGGAGUGGUGUGACAAAGUCGGGCGAUCCAAGGACAUUCAUAUAUACAGAUUGGAGAGUGGGAAUUCUAUUGAAGAGAAAUUGUUAAAAAAUGGCACCAAGGACCUCAUAAGGGAAGUGGCUGCUCAGGGCACUGACUACACCUUGGCUUUCCUCACACAGCGGACAAUCCAAGAUCUGUUUGAAGUAGAGGCGGGUUCAGACGUGAAGGUAGAAGAGUUCGUGGUACUUCACCAGGAGCCGUCAGCCUCAGAAUCCAUUUCUCCCAAAGUAGCGAGACCCUACAUCCAGGCUCUCCGCAGUAUCAACCUGGAUGCUGAACCAAAGGAGGAAGAGGAAGAGUUGGGAGGCAAAGAGCCAACAGAGGAGUCAGAGAGCCAGACUGGAGAAGAGCCUGGUCUGACAGAAGAGCUGAAUGCAGUCAUGGAACAGCUAACUCCUAUCGAAAGAUAUGCCCUGCAUUAUCUGGAGUACCUUAACAUCAGUGAUGAUGAAGCUGCACUCAAGGAGAAGUUGGAGUGUUUCAAGAGAGGCUGGGAGGUGAAACAGCUGCAGAAACUGAAGGAGGAGGAGGAAGAGCACCAUAUGGCAGAGGGAGAAGAAGAUCUAUUCACUUACACCAGAGAGGACGCUUACAACAUGGAGUAUGUAUUUGAUGCAGAGGAUGGUCAAACAGAAAUAAUGCCGCUUUGGACUCCUCCCACUCCGCCACAAGAUGACAACGAUAUUUACAUUGAUUCUGUGAUGAUGUUAAUGUAUGACACCACACCCAUACCAGAGUCCAAACUGCCUCCAAUCUACAUUCGCAAAGAGCACAAGAGGCUUAAGAUGGACCCCUCCGCAGCCAGAAAGAAGAAGAAGGGCCACGGGGAGACAGUCAUACCUCCACGCUCUCUUUUUGAAAAAGCCAGCAUGCUCAAAGUUCGCCGUGAGAGCAAAGACCAGAAAAAAAACUUCUCCCUCAAGCAGCAGGUUCCUUUUGCCAAACCCCUGCCCUCGCUGGUUAAACCUGCCAUGGAGGCUGGUCAGGACAACCCAGAGUGGCUCAUCAGUGAAGACUGGGCUCUGCUGCAGGCUGUAAAACAGCUGCUGGAGUUGCCUCUGAACCUGACGAUCGUGUCUCCUGCUCACACACCUAACUGGGACCUGGUGAGCGAUGUGGUGAACUCCUGCAGCCGCAUCUACCGCUCACCCAAACAGUGUCGCAACCGCUAUGAAAAUGUCAUCAUUCCCAGAGAAGAGGGAAAGCUGGUGUAUGAGGCCAACCCUAAGAAGAAAACUAAGAGCAUAUACAAGUCUAAGAACAGUCGUCCUCUGAGGACCUGCCAGAUCUACACCCAAGAUGACAAUUCCUCCCAAAUUCAGCUAUACAACAGUCGCUUUGAAAUCAUGAAAAUAAUUGCCAGCAAGAGAAGCCCACCCAUCAAACCACUGCUCGGUAUGAAUCCAUUUCAGAAGAAUCCCAAACAUGCAUCAGUUUUGGCAGAAAGUGGGAUCAGCUAUGACAAACCCCUGCCCCCCAUUCAGGUGGCCUCUCAACGCGCUGAAAGAAUUGCUAAAGAGAAAAAGGCCCUUGCAGAGCAGCAGAAGGCCCAGCAGUUAGCCCAGCAGCAGCAGGCUGGAGCUCCUCAGGCCCAGGUUGCACCUGGUCAGGCCCAGACUCCUGCUGCUGGCCAAGCUCAGGUCCCUCAGGCUGCAGGAGUGCCUGGAGCCACUGCUGUGCCUAAUGCAGCAGUACUGACUGGAGCAAUUAAAAAUGUCACUGUAGGCACAACUAUUCAGGCUGCCACUGUAGGAGGGAAUGUGAUUGUGAACACAGUAGCUGGCGUCCCCCCAAGUCCCUUUCAGGCCAAUAAACGCCUGGCAUCUCCAGUCAUACCAGGCACCCUGUCUCCUGCAGGUGCAGCUGGAGCCCAGGUGGUCCAUGCACAACAGAGGGCUGUCACUGCUGCUGCUGCUCCCACCGAAGUGGUUGCGAUAGCUGCGGGCCAGAGCGUUAGAGCCGUGACUCCAGUGUCCGCAUCCGCAGUCGUUUCUACAACUCUAAGCCCAGUGCAGUCACAGAACCGCCCACUGGUUCCACAAGUAACACAAGGCACAGGUAUGCAGUUGACACACAAGGCUCCAACAUACCUGCAGAUGCUCCGACUGCAGCAGCAACAUCAGCAGCAGGCUACUUCCCCUCAGAUCAAAGCUGUAAACAAACCUCAGGAGUUGAUAAAAAUGCAGAAACAAAAGGUGCCGUUACAGCAGCAGCAGCAGGUAGCUGCAGCAGUGGCAGCAGCUCAGGGACAGCAAGCUGCAGUGACCCAGCAGACCGCCCAGGUGCAGCCCGCUCAGGCCGGCCAAGCUAGUCCACAGAUAGCAACGGUGGCAGCACCCAGAACUGGAACUCUACUGGCUACAAACACCGUUCAGGUGGCCAGACUGACUCGAGUGCCAGCCCAAGGUCAGAUUCAGGCCCAGGCAGGACAGACGGCUCAGGUGACCCUAACUAAACCCCCCGUGGUGUCUGUGCCAGCUGUGGUGUCUGGAGUCACCACACUGCCAGGAAUCAGUGUUCCUAUUGGACAGGCACAGAAAGCUGGUGGCCCAGUGCUGGCGUCGCCUUUCCCCCAGAUGCAGGUCCAGCAGUUGAUUCCGAUGAAGAAAGCACAACACCCGACAGCGAUUCAGGCUGCAGCCCAGCAGAAAGCAGGGCAGCCACAGCAGGGACAGGCUGCUGGACAGCAGAAGGUAACGAUGCAGGCAGCGCAGACAGCUCAGCAGCAGAAGGUGACCUACACUACCACCACACAACUCCAACAAGCCAUCAAACCCCAGUUCUACACCACCACGUCCAUCACCCAGACCCAAAAACCCACUACUACCCAGCAAAUCCAGGUGGCUAAAAUCCCACAAAUUGUGCAGCCAACUGUGGCCAACAUUCAACAGCUCGUGUCGUCUCCUCAGCAGAUCCAGGCCCAGCCUCAGACGGUGACUCUGACCCAGGCAGCCACAUCCACCCCCGCUCAGGUGCAGAUGAUUCCUGCAGGGACAGCCACAGCCCAGGUGGUGCAGCAGAAGAUCAUCCAGCAGCAGGUGGUGACAGCCGCCCCCUCCCCGCAGAUCCAGACACCGCCUCCGCACAGCCCCGCUCAGCAGCCUGCUGCCCCCUCUGCUGCAGAGUCUCCAGUGCAGCAGCCCGCUCAGCCCCAGCAACCAACCAAGAAUCAGGCUCGCCAAGGGGGCGUCCGAGCGAAAACGCCUGCCAAGCCCAGCGGGGGGAGCAGCUAGGAGGACCCAGCAAGUGUUUUUCUGCAGCCUGAACACACGAUGAAGGGUUGUUGGAGAUCUCCUGCUGUCUGAGUCCAAACUGGCAACAUUAACCACAGAAACCACUUUACUCCCACUGAUUCCACAUGCUCAGUGCUCAACUGUUUGAAGAUCUGUCAAUAUUUCUGACGGUAUCCAAAACACGUCUCACCGAAUCGAGCUCCCGUUUUGUUCCUGAACAUGGCGACUUUAAAAUGAGACUGCCCGGUCCAACAUCCACACCGUCAUGAUUAAUGUAAACAGACUGAGUGUGAGUGUCUUCAUAAAUGUCUCUUUAUGUCCACUUCUGUUUUUUACAUAUUUAAGUGGGGAAAAAAAUGCACGUUGCUUUAGCAGUGUUUUUAUUAUUAUUAUUAUUAUUAUUAUUAUUAUUUGAGUAAAUACACUGUAAACAUGUACUUUAGUAUUUUGUGUUUACUCAUAAAUUGGUUUUUUUUUAUU
Nematolebias whitei (Rio pearlfish) is the source of this 9557-nucleotide messenger RNA. It is a transcript of the gene ep400, whose product is annotated as E1A binding protein p400. Lineage: Eukaryota; Metazoa; Chordata; Actinopteri; Cyprinodontiformes; Rivulidae. Gene Ontology annotation, molecular function: ATP-dependent chromatin remodeler activity; ATP binding. Bases 192 to 9077 code for a protein of 2961 amino acids. The transcript has 52 exons. The record is from RefSeq and is a predicted model, not a curated record.